UCCUCGCGUGGUGAAUGAACGAGCCUGUUUAACAUAUCCACACCGACGUCAUCCGGUGAAGGUGGAUCACGCCGUGCAGCGUUCUUCUUCUUCUUCUAUAAAACCCCCCGCGGACCGCGCGCUCCGCAGGAACAGUCGGUGACCGGUUCUGGAGGAAGCUCGAGGCGACGGAGAAAGAAACUUUGCUCAUUGGAGCCUGAGCGGAUUCUAGUUUGUCUUCCUGCCGGGACUCUGCCGGGACUCUGCCCGCAGAUUUCACAGAGGAGGAGGAGGAAGCCGGAGGAGGAGGAGGAGGAAGCCGGAGGAGCAGCCUCACGCACCGCCGCCGGGACCGAGGCGCCUGGACGCGCACCUACAGGUGGAUGCUGCGGAGCGGACCGGCCCGCAGGAGAUGAUGAUGUUCGGCCUGGCCCAGUUCGGGGCGCUGUCGGCUCUGGCCACGGCGCUCACCUCGGUGCUGUCCGCGCUGCUGCUGCUGGCGCUCACCCGGCAGCUGUGGAGCCUCCGCUGGAGCCUGACGCGGGACAAGGAGAGCAGCCUGCCGCUGCCCAGGGGCUCCAUGGGCUGGCCGCUGGUCGGGGAGACGUUCCACUGGCUGUUCCAGGGCUCCAACUUCCACAUCUCUCGCCGGGAACGCCACGGCAACGUGUUCAAGACCCACCUGCUCGGGAAGCCCGUCGUCCGGGUGACGGGCGCAGAGAACAUCCGCAAGAUCCUGCUGGGCGAGCACAGCCUGGUGUGCACCCAGUGGCCCCAGAGCACCCGCAUCAUCCUGGGGCCCAACACGCUGGUCAACUCCAUCGGGGACCUGCACAAGAGGAAGAGAAAGAUCCUGGCCAAAGUGUUCAGCCGGGGGGCUCUGGAGUCGUACCUGCCGCGGCUGCAGGACGUGGUCAAGUCGGAGAUCGCCAAGUGGUGCGCGGCACCGGGCGCCAUCGACGUCUAUGCCGCCGCCAAGUCCUUGACGUUCCGCGUCGCCGUCAGGGUUCUGCUGGGCCUGCAGCUGGAGGAGGAGCGGACCGUCUACCUGGCUGGGAUCUUCGAGCAGCUCAUGAACAACCUGUUCUCGCUGCCCAUAGACGCGCCGCUCAGUGGCCUCCGCAAGGGAAUAAAAGCCAGAGAAAUCCUGCACGCCAACAUGGAGAAGAUCAUUGAGGAAAAGAUGGCGCGGCAGCAGGCGGAGGACGAGUACCACGAUGCCUUCGACUACAUCCUGUCCAGUGCCAAGGAGCACGGCCAGCAGCUCAGCAUCCAGGAGCUGAAGGAAACGGCAGUAGAGUUGAUCUUCGCCGCUCACUCCACCACAGCCAGCGCCUCCACGUCGCUGGUUCUGCAGCUCCUCCGUCACCCGGCGGUGGUGGAGAGGGCCAGAGUGGAGCUGGAGGCCGAGGGCCUCGGCUACGAGCCCCACAGCAGCGGCGGCGACGGCUCCUCUGCCGUCGCCCCGGAGAAAGAGGUUGAAGCCGGCGUCACGGAGACGAGCCGCCUGCUGAAUCACAGUUUCCCUCGGCCUCGGUCUCACGUGCUGUACCUGAGCCUGGACAAGCUGAGCCAGCUGCGCUAUGUCGACUGCGUCAUCAAAGAGGUGCUCCGCUUCCUGCCGCCGGUCUCCGGUGGUUACCGAACUGCCCUGCAGACGUUCGAAUUAGACGGCUACCAGAUCCCCAAGGGCUGGAGUGUAAUGUACAGCAUCCGGGACACCCAUGAGACGGCAGCGGCAUUCCAGAGUCCAGAGCUGUUUGACCCAGACCGGUUCGGUCCGGACCGGGAGGAGAGCAGGUCGGCGCGGUUCAGCUACGUGCCGUUCGGCGGCGGCGUGCGGAGCUGCGUGGGGAAGGAGCUGGCACAGAUCGUCCUAAAGACUCUGGCUGUGGAGCUGAUGGCGACGUGCAGAUGGACUCUGGCCACAGAAACCUUUCCCAAGAUGCAGACGGUGCCGAUCGUCCAUCCAGUCAACGGGCUGCAUGUGCGCUUCACUUACAACUACCCACUUUAGAAACAAACUCAGACUGAGGACUUUCCAGAAAAGAAAGAAAACUCAAAGAGUCAAGAGGCAAUUUAACCUUUAAAUGUGCUUCAGGAAAAAAACAACUCUCCGAACCCAAGAAAGAACACAGAACCACAGUGCCGGUCCUGGUGGUGCAGUUCACGCCCCCUUUUUCAUUUCCAUGGAAACAGACUGUGUGUGAAACACCUGAGGGGCAAAACGGCUGCUCCCACAUAGAUGCAAUAAAAAAAAUAUAUAUACAAGAUUUCAUGGAUACAAGCCAAGGCAAGAAACUACGCUCCGCGCAUGCUCACCAGUCGCUGAGCUAAUGUCGAUAGCGCACAACUAGACAACUACACAUCAACUGUGACCAGUAGCAGAAUCCACACAACACACUAACCGACCUGACGAAGACAUACACCCCCCCCCCCCCCCGACCCUGCACCUCACCGAUGCUUGUGUUCACUACAGAAGCUACAGCGUUAGCUACGGCGCUAGCUAGAUGCGUUAGCUAGAUGCGUUAGCUAGAUGCGUUAGCUUCAGUGUCAGCUAGAGUCGUCUCUGCUAGUUUUUAGGAAGUGAAUCAAAACUUAAAACAUCUUUCACAUAUUUAAGGGCCAUAUUAAAAAAAAAAUUGCAAAUAUGAUUGAAACAAAGCAUUGCAGAACAUGAGCGACAGCGCCCCCCAAUGGAAGGAGGCCAUGAUGGAAACAAACAGCUCUUCGAAGGCAAUAUGAGAGGAAACACCGCAGCAAUAUUUAUACAUAUUCAUAUUUUUGAAAAAAAUUAUAAUGGACACAACGAGCUUUAAAGAAAAGUUUUUGUGCAAAUUUUCUUAGAGAAUAUUUUUCCAUGCCGAUGGUUUACAUCGUUAGUUUGGAGUGUUUCAUCAUCUCCAGUCGUCUGGUCCGAACCUCAGAAACCACUUCCUGCAGCGUUUUUACAGGCACAUUUAGAUUUUUAAGUGUUUUGCAUUUUCUAAAUUAUUAAUGUAUCGUGGUCACGUUUUUCGCUCACUGAACACACACGUCGUUGACUCUUCGGUUUCUCUUCACAGAUUUAGCAUAAUUUCAAUAACACCCACUGAGCUGCAGUUUCAAUUUCAUAUUCUCUGUUAAUGCAUUUUUAACUUAUGAAAUAUCUUGACAAUACCAGGGAGUGUGAGCCCAGUUUGAUCCACAGACAGUAAAGAGCCUCGUGAACAGACUUCAGACGCAUUUUACUUUGACUAAAACCUGAGACCUACAACACAUAAGAGAAAAAAAGUUGUCUCUACAAACAAAGUGUGCAUCUCUGAGGACACGACUGUGUUGAAUGAGAUUCACAUUCACUUAUGUUUACAAAACUUUUAAAGAUUUGCCCACAGCCAAUUGGUCAAAUUUGUUUCAGACGCACUCACCUCUUGAUUCUGUCUCUGGUUCUUUUGGUCCUUAGAUGGUUUUAAGUUUCAUCUCGUGACCCUCGCCGACCCUUCAGGGCCGAGACGAGGACGCGUCGCCUGUGGAAAAACAAAAAGAUCGAGUCUUCAGAAAAAACACUUUGACCAGUCGACCUCAGUGCCACAAUGCAACGACACGUUCACUGGUGAAACUUGCACUUGAUUCCGACAAAAACACACAAUCUGGACUUUUUCUCCGAACAUCAACGUCUGACAUUCAAACUGUUCUGUUGUUUCAAUAUGAAUGUGCUUUACUGUAUAUCCUUAACAGUGCUAUUAUGUGUGUAUCAAAUGAAGUAGCAUUAUGAAUAAGCUGUAUUUAAAAACACAUUUCACUCUAUAAUGAUGAUAAUGAUGUUUACUGUAAUACGAUUAGAUAGAGACACUAACCUGUAAAGUAAGACUGUCCAUGAAACCUCGUUUCUCUCCUAGAACAUAGAAACCUCUCAUUGACUAGAGAGUAAAGUUAUUAUUAUUAUUAUUAUAUUAUUAUUGGUCUAAUUCUAGGACUGUUUCUGUGUUGUUGGUCUUGAGGCCUAAUGAGACGCGCUGUGAAAUCUUACGUACGUAUGGAUUCGUGGAAGGAGAUAGCACUUUCUCCACUUUAAGGAGUGUGUAUAUAUUUGUCCUGUGUGUGCGUUCACCAUGUAGCUGCUGUACAGUUGAUGUAAAGAGUAAAGUAGAAGACGGUU
Molecule: messenger RNA, 4117 nt
Organism: Scophthalmus maximus (turbot)
Lineage: Eukaryota; Metazoa; Chordata; Actinopteri; Pleuronectiformes; Scophthalmidae
Gene: cyp26c1
Product: cytochrome P450 26B1
Exons: 7
Coding region: 392-1996 (534 amino acids)
Biological process (GO): sterol metabolic process
Molecular function (GO): heme binding; monooxygenase activity; oxidoreductase activity, acting on paired donors, with incorporation or reduction of molecular oxygen
Source: RefSeq, a predicted model, not a curated record